Messenger RNA from Pipistrellus kuhlii (Kuhl's pipistrelle), 2138 nucleotides. It is a transcript of the gene NR1H2, whose product is annotated as nuclear receptor subfamily 1 group H member 2. Gene Ontology annotation, biological process: positive regulation of transcription by RNA polymerase II; cell differentiation; negative regulation of transcription by RNA polymerase II. Gene Ontology annotation, molecular function: zinc ion binding; nuclear receptor activity; RNA polymerase II cis-regulatory region sequence-specific DNA binding. The record is from RefSeq and is a predicted model, not a curated record. Lineage: Eukaryota; Metazoa; Chordata; Mammalia; Chiroptera; Vespertilionidae. The coding region runs from base 305 to 1681 and encodes 458 amino acids. The transcript is spliced from 10 exons.
ACCCCCGACUGCCCGCCCCUGCCGGAAGUGACACACAGUGGGGUUGCCGGAAGAAGUGGCGAAGUUACUUUUGAGAAGCCCGGAGCGGCGGUGGCCUCCAGGGGACACGGACGAGGAGAAGGAGAAGCAGAGUAAGGGGGGGACGGGCGCAGCUCGCGUCGCCCCCGGCUGUUUCCAGGGCAACCGGAGCCGAGACCCCGCGAGAGACCGCCCACGAGACCCUCGCGCGCAGCCAUGAGCCCCGCCCCCCACUGGUGUUUGGAGAGGGGCGGGACCUGGAGAGAGGCUGCUCCGUGACCCCACCAUGUCCACCCCUACCUCGAGUUCCCAGGAUACCCCCUUGCCUGGGAAUGUGCCCCCUCCGCCCAGCGCGCCCUCUUCUAAGCCCGUUGUGAAGGAGGAGCGUCCUGAGCCGUGGCCGGGGGGCCCGGACCCUGAUGUCCCGGGCAGAGAUGGGGUCGGCUCAGCCUGCAGCGUGGUCACCCCGGACCCCGCGGAGGAGCCGGAGCGCAAGCGGAAGAAGGGCCCGGCGCCCAAGAUGCUGGGCCACGAGCUGUGCCGCGUGUGCGGGGACAAGGCCUCCGGCUUCCACUACAACGUGCUCAGCUGUGAGGGCUGCAAGGGGUUCUUCCGGCGCAGCGUGGUCCGCGGCGGGGCCGGCCGCUACGCCUGCCGCGGCGGCGGCUCCUGCCAGAUGGACGCCUUCAUGCGGCGCAAGUGCCAGCAGUGCCGGCUGCGCAAGUGCAAGGAGGCCGGGAUGAGGGAGCAGUGCGUCCUCUCCGAGGAGCAGAUCCGCAAGAAGAAGAUUCGGAAGCAGCAGCAGCAGCAGCAGCAGCAGCAGUCACCGGCCACGCCUGGCGUCAGCAGCGGCUCGGCCUCGGGGCCCGGGGCCUCCCCCGGAGGGUCGGACGGCGGCGGCGGCCAGGGCCCCGGGGAAGGCGAGGGUGUCCAGCUGACGGCUGCCCAGGAACUGAUGAUCCAGCAGUUGGUGGCGGCCCAGCUGCAGUGCAACAAACGCUCCUUCUCCGACCAGCCCAAAGUCACGCCCUGGCCGCUGGGCGCAGACCCCCAGUCCCGCGAUGCCCGCCAGCAGCGCUUCGCCCACUUCACGGAGCUGGCCAUCAUCUCAGUCCAGGAGAUCGUGGACUUUGCCAAGCAGGUGCCCGGCUUCCUGCAGCUGGGCCGCGAGGACCAGAUCGCCCUCCUGAAGGCGUCUACCAUUGAGAUCAUGCUGCUGGAGACGGCCCGACGCUACAACCAUGAGACGGAGUGCAUCACCUUCCUGAAGGACUUCACCUACAGCAAGGAUGACUUCCACCGCGCAGGCCUGCAGGUGGAGUUCAUCAACCCCAUCUUCGAGUUCUCGCGGGCCAUGCGGCGGCUGGGCCUGGACGACGCGGAGUACGCCCUCCUCAUCGCCAUCAACAUCUUCUCCGCCGACCGGCCCAACGUGCAGGAGCCGGGCCGCGUGGAGGCGCUGCAGCAGCCCUACGUGGAGGCGCUGCUCUCCUACACGCGCAUCAAGCGGCCGCAGGACCAGCUGCGCUUCCCCCGCAUGCUGAUGAAGCUGGUGAGCCUGCGCACGCUCAGCUCCGUGCACUCGGAGCAGGUCUUCGCCCUGCGGCUCCAGGACAAGAAGCUGCCGCCUCUGCUGUCUGAGAUCUGGGACGUCCACGAGUGAGGGUGCGCAGCCCCGCCCGCAGCCCCUGCGCCCUCCGACGGCCGGACGUGGCCACGCCUCCUCCGCCUCCUGGGUGGGGUUGCGGGGAGCCGAGCCUCGGGGCCGCCUUGUGGCCUGGAGCACAAGCCCUGGCCCCGCCAGCCCUCAGCCCUCCGGAGCAGCCCGGUCAGGGUCCAGGAGGCUCCCUCCCUGCCCACUGAGUCUUCCUGGGAAGGUGUGGACGGGGCGCCGGCCCUGACCUCUGACCUCUCCAAGCACUUCCGGCUGCUCUCCCCGCCCAGCUUGUACUCAAGCCCACUGCGCAGUGCACCUUGAACGGAGGGAGGGGAGGCCCGUGGCUCUCCCACAGCACGAGAGACCACAGGUCCCCUCUCCUUCUGCUUUUAUUUAAUAAAAACGAAAAGAAAAACCCGCACACACAAAAAAAAUGGGAAAAUAAAAUAUGAAUAGAAACCUG